Messenger RNA from Adineta ricciae, 894 nucleotides. The record is from the annotation of a GenBank genome assembly. NCBI's taxonomy places the organism in Eukaryota, Metazoa, Rotifera, Eurotatoria, Adinetida, Adinetidae.
AUGGCGUCGUCGUCCUCGGCAGCAUUGUUUAAAGAACGGGAAAAGUUUAUUAAACGACAGGCAGACGAAGCUGCAUUUCUUGCGUCAGCAGAGAAACGGCAAAAAACUGACAAACCAUCCACACAAAAAGCUAACCGAUCAAAAUCAGCACUUCCUCGACCUAAAACAUUGUCAGACUUCUCGAGCGAUUUUCAGUCGUCAUCAUCUGGUUCAAAACUGAGAAAUUUGACUUUAACGAAAAUCGUACUCAAAUUACAAGAACGUUAUUUAAGUGGACAAACCGAAUCUGUAACAUUAGAAGAAAUAGUCGAAGAAGCUGGCGUAACGAUCGAUUCAUCAGACAAACAUUGGCUUGCUUCAGAUGCUCUUUUAACCAAUCCAAAAAUAUAUGUUGAACCAGUCGAUGAUGUGAAUAAAUUUGUAUAUAAACCCCCUCUCGAUUUAAAAGCUCCAAAAAAGACCUCUCUUCUUAAUCUUCUCAAAUCGCGACACGAAAAAUGUGAAGGAGCGGUAACGGUUGACGAUGUUCGAGAAACCAUUCCAUCAAACAGAGCGGACUUAUUCAUUGAAAGCUUAAUUAAAAGUAAAGACGUGGUGAAAGUCACGAAUAAUAAACGAGAAAUUCUAUUUUACACUGAUCGUGCCUAUGACCUGCAAGUUAAUCCAGAGUUUAUCGAAUCGUGGAGGCGUAUUUCAGUUGAAGGCUUAGAUGACAAGAUGAUUGCAGAGUUUCUUAAGAACCAAGGACAUCGCGUCUUGACAAAGAAUGCGCCACGACCAAUGGAAUUGGCACCCAAAGCGAAACGUGGCGGUCGUCGUCCCGACACAAUGAAACACAAUCAACAUGUUGCUCAUCAGCUCGAAGAUUAUACGCAAAUGGCGAAUAAGAAAUAA